Molecule: messenger RNA, 5799 nt
Organism: Plodia interpunctella (Indianmeal moth)
Lineage: Eukaryota; Metazoa; Arthropoda; Insecta; Lepidoptera; Pyralidae
Product: lysosomal alpha-mannosidase-like
Exons: 33
Coding region: 185-4276 (1363 amino acids)
Biological process (GO): mannose metabolic process
Cellular component (GO): lysosome
Molecular function (GO): carbohydrate binding; alpha-mannosidase activity
Source: RefSeq, a predicted model, not a curated record
UACAAUUUCCCAGUUGGUUUUCACAUUCAAGUAGAAACGGUUCCACAUACCAACACAUACAUCGUUUGACCUAAUUUUAGUUAACAUAAAUCAACUAUAGAUACGAUUGAAAUAUAAUAUAUAAUAUAGAUUCGAAUGAAAUUUUUUGAAAAUUAUCUUUUUAUUUAUGUGUUUUUGAGUGAAAAUGUUACGGACAGAGAUAGAUAAAGUUGCCGUUUUGUUUAUUUUGAGGUUAUGUAGCAGUUUGAGCGCCAAAAACAAAUUAGACUGUGGAUAUAAGCAAUGCCCCAUGACAAGAGAUGGAGCUCUCAACGUCCAUCUCAUACCACACUCUCACAUGGACGCCGGUUGGGUUAAGACUUUCGACGAGUAUUACUAUGGCACUAAGUCUAGCGUCAGCUCGGCCAGUGUACAGUUGAUAUACCACUCUGUACUGUCGGAGUUACUUCACGACAAGCGUAGAAAGUUCACCUUCUCUGAGUCGUCAUACUUCUGGCGAUGGUGGAAGGAACAACGGCCACCGACGAGGGUCACCUUCAGAUCUCUGGUGCAGGAAGGGAGAGUGGAGUUUGCUGGAGGGUCCUGGGUUCAGAAUGACGAGGCUACUGUUGAUUAUCUGCAGAUCAUUGAUCAGUACACCUGGGGCUUGAGAAAACUAAAUGAUACUCUUGGACCUUGUGGCAAGCCGAAGGCAGCGUGGCAAAUCGACACCUAUGGGCACUCCAGAGAACAGGCAUCUUUGUUAGCCCAAAUGGGCUUCGAUGGUCUUUUCCUUGGUCGAGUCGAUUACAAAGAAAGGGAAGCCAUGAUGGAAGAGGACAGAAUGGAGUUUAUGUGGAGAGGGAGUGAUGUUUUGGGUAAAAUGUCAGACAUAAUGACACACACACUCUUCAACUUGUACAACGCUCCGGAUGGUUUCUGCUUCGACUUCCUCUGCACUGAUGAGCCUAUUGUCGAUGAUGCGGACAAUGUGGCUUAUAACGCUGACAAGAGGGUUAACGACUUCAUAGCCCAAAUCGAACGGCAAGCGAAGUACUACGACCAUGAUAAUAUAAUGGUUACCAUGGGUGGAGAUUUCACCUACCAGAGCGCUGCUAAUUGGUUCCUCAACAUGGACAAGCUUAUCAAUCACGUGAACACUCAUCCAGCCAACUUGUCUGACAUCAACAUAUUCUACUCGACGCCAUCUUGUUUUCUGAAAGCCAUUUAUUUGUACGGAAGAAGGGACAAAGCAAUUUUCACUGAAAGAGAGGAUCUACUGCCCUACGGCAGUGACGCCACUACUUACUGGACUGGCUUCUACUCGUCACGGCCCAGCCUCAAAUUCUUAGCUAAAAGGGCACAUGUGUUUUUACAAGUAGUAAAACAGUUGUCAGUAUUGGCGCGUUCGGGCGACUCGUACGAGCUACACGUCCUGCGCCAUGCUGUCGGCCUGGUACUCCAUCACGACGCCAUCACUGGCACAAGUCAACAGCAUGUCACCAACGAUUUUUUGAAAAUAUUGACCGAAGCCAUUGAUUUGUGCAGCAAAAAGAUAUCCAGUGUUCUUAGUUAUCUCACACCGACGUGGGGCGGAGGAAGGCGGUCCAAGAAUCAUCAACAGUUUAUCAUCUGCCACCAGACUAACAUGAGUCAGUGUAGAUUCUUCGAAACCCAGACGUCCACAAUUCUCCUCAUAUACAACCCGCUGAGUGUGAAGACCUACUUCCACGUGAGACUACCAGCCGUUGCACUGCACUACUCCAUCAGAGAUUAUAACGAUGAUGAAGUGGACUAUCAGUUAGUGUCUCUGCCGACGGCGGUCAUCAACCUCCCAGGCCGGAGCAUCACCACGAUACAAGAACUAGUCUUCGAAGCUGAGAACAUCCCGCCGUUGGGCUAUUCCGCGUUUCUCAUAAACUCCAUUAGGGAUCCACUGGCUGAAAACAAACAGACGAAUUCUGACAACUUGGAUCAAGAAGUGACGCCAUAUAUAUCAAACGAGUACAUGAAAGUGACAGUGAACAAAGACACAGGCCUGCUGGAGACCAUCUCACAUAUGGACGGCAUCAAGCUACAGAUCUCACAAAAUUUCCUAUACUACAGCCAGGCUCAGCAGCAGGGACAACAAUCUGGCGCGUAUACCUUCAGACCAGACAAGGACAAGACUACUCCAGUCUCAGAGAAGGCUUCCUUUCAAGUGAUCCGGGGCUCGCUGGUGAAAGAGAUACGGCAGAGAUUCAACGACUGGGCGACACAGAUCAUCCGACUGUAUCGUGGUGAAGAAUUUGUAGAACUUGAGUGGAUCAUCGGUCCAGUGCCAAUAGGCACGGACCUCGGCAAGGAGAUUAUAAGUGUGUUUAGUACUAACAUUAGCAACAAUGGAGAAUUCUUCACGGACUCCAACGGAAGGCAGAUGAUGAAGAGAUCCUGUUGGAACGACAGCACCAGUCAGCUUCAGAAGAAAUCUCUACCUUCAUGCUAUUACCCCGUCACCUCUCGGAUCUGCAUUCACUCGGCCAACACCAGCGUAGAGAUGUGUGUGUUGACAGACAGACCUCAAGGAGGAACCUCUUACCAGGACGGACAGAUUGAACUGAUGGUUCAUAGAAGACUGCUGACUGACGACAGUUUUGGCCUGGAUGAGACGCUGAAUGAGGAGGCGUACGGAGUCGGCCUUGUGGUGAGGGGGAAGCACAGAAUCAUAUUCGGGAACUUCAGACAGAAUGCUGAUGAGCUGACGUUUUCUGAGCGUGUGAGCCAGUUGGCGCGGCGCUGGCAGAUGGAGCCCUGGGUGUUCCUCACGGCCGGGGACAAGGUCAACAAGAGGAAGUGGCAGAACGUCCGGAGCAAGCGGUAUUCCCCGCUAUACAUGCACGGUCUGCCUCGCAACAUUCAUGUCCUGACGCUGGAGCCGUGGAAGUCCGGUUCUGUCUUGUUGAGACUGGAGAACGUGUUGGAGACGGCUGACAGAGCAAGCCACAGACCAGACAAGGUCGAGGCCGGCGAGGAGUUCUCCCCCAAGUCAGCUCACAUCACCGUGGACAUCCGCAAGAUCUUCCUGUUGCCGGUAAAGGCGAUUAGGGAGACCACGUUGGCCGCCAACCAGUGGCUGGACGACGCGCGGCAGAUGGACUGGAGCACCAGAUACGUGUACAGCGGCGGGGAUGAUGGAAUACUACCUGAAGAUAUCGACUAUGGUGAAGAUAAAUCCGUGAGGGUCCAGGAAACCAGCACGACUUCAGAUGAAGAAGCAGACUACGGUAGAAACAGAAAGAAACACCCGCAACACGCACACACAACUACAAGCAGACAUAAAAAGAAAAAUCUUCAUUACGAUUAUGAUAGAAAGAAGCGGAGCGCAAAUUUCACUGAAAAUGUCACUGAAUUUACCAAUGAUACCAAGCUUGAUAGGAAAGAUAUAAGUAAUACUUUUAAAAAAGUUAAUGAUACAAAAGUUGCAAAAGAAAUAAAAGAACGUAAUGUUACUAAAGAUAUUGAUGUGGCUGAGAAGAAAGCUAAACUAGUUGAUGUUGUUAUAAAAAAGCAAAAAGUAAAAAAUCGUUUGAGUGUUAAUUCAGAUGUGAGAUCUUCUGAAGAAGAGUUUGAAUAUUCGAGGAGUUAUCGGAGGAAAAUGGAACGAGGUAGUUUAAAAACUAGUAGGGCAGCAGUUCCACCAGAAACUGACGACGCAGACGACGGAGUCACCAAGUCUAUAUACGAGAUGUACUACAAGACGAAGCCCAGGUCCAGGUCUUUCAAGCCGUUCAUAAGGAAUUCCGAGGAGGACUCGACUCCGAGACUGAGGAAGGAGCCCAGAGAUCAGGGCAGAUACAGGAAGCAAGAAGACUACGAUUCUGUUGAAGUGACUACUAGAAGAGCUAAGAGAAAACGAGCCAGAAAGAAUCGCAGAAUGGACCCAGAGGAUUUCUUCGACUACAGAAAACUGAAGGACUUUAGUGUGGAAGACAGGAUGGAGGACAGUCUGAAGAGGGACGCUGAUGGCAGGCGAUCUAGAGGUACAUCGCGACCGAUAACACGGCUGAAACGCCGCAAAGAUUCAUAUGACUCCACUGAAUAUGAUGUUCCUAAUGUGAGCUUCGAGCGUGAACAGACCAAUGACGAUGACGAAGGGCGCGGUGGAGGGGAGAGGAAGAAGCGGGCAAUGCCAAGUGACGAGGUCGACCCAAAACUCGAGCCAUAUAGCGAGGACUCCGAAGAAUAUCUAGUGACAUUGAGACCCACGCAAAUACGUACCUUCGUCAUUUGGUUUCAGACUGUAAAGAAAACAGCGUAAAUAGAAUAGGUCCUAGAUAAUGCCCUGAGGGACUCCGUAUUUUAAACUUCAAAAUAUCAUCGAAUUUUAUUUUGGUUAACUAGUUAUUCGUUUAAAUGUUAUUUAAAGCCAGUCAUGUAAACUAAUUAUUUUGUUGUGAUUAAUAUAGUAACCGUAAGUUUAUAUUGGUUGAGGGAAUCGAAUGCCUUUGAAAUAUAUAUAAAUUAGCUAGAAUAGUAGAACAAGCAAAUAGAUAUAUCAAGUCAUCCCAAUCUUCGUUGUCAUGUUUGGUGGUUCAGGCAAAUUACUAAACCACUUAUAAAUAUGACAAGAUAUCCGACACGUAAAUUCAAAUAUAUAUCUCGUCUCUGCAUGGAUGGCAUCCUGUUACGUUCGGGGUUGCGAUGCCGCGAGGCCCAGGAUCAACGAUAAAAUAAAAGCUUUUUGAAGAUUAUGAUUUUACAACCGGCCGCCUGCCUACGUCGACCCUCUUUGGGAAUGCUGUUGUCUAGGCUGUGUCCCUUAGCCGUCUUUAAUGCAGUAUCUAAUGCAAUUAAUAGGUAUAGGAUAGAAUAUUUCCAGUAUAGGAUAUUUCGUGUUGUAUGUACGUACACUAGUUAUGUAUACAUAUAACGUGAUUAAAGAAUUUUAUUACGUAAGUAAUUAUAUGUUACUAGAUGACCCUAGAGCUUCGCUUCCGUGGGAAUUUUGGGAUAAAAAGUACCUUAUGUAUUAUUCCAGGUUAUAUACUACCCGUGUACUAAAUAUCAUAACAAUCCGUCCAGUAGAUUUUGCGCGAAAAAAUAACAAACACACAUUAGUAGGACAACCAAUCAUUAUGCAAAAUAUAUUUUCAUGUUGUUAUACUUCAUUUUUAAGCCACUCGGGAAAAAAAAAAACGUGCUUUCGUGUUUGUGUGGCAACGGAGCACUACUGAGCAAUGGGGCAUGGACUCUUAGUGCGCUUAUAUAUUUCGAUCUCAUUGUAUGCCGACUUUUAAAAGCGUAGGCAUAUUGGAUAGUUAUAUCUCACGUGGCCACGCUAACCACGCGAGUCUUGUUUUCUUUUCCUUGUCUUUGAAAUUAAUCAUAGUUUUACGAUGUUAUGAAAAACAAAUUUGUAUUAAAUAUUUUUAUUUAAAUAAAUUUUAUAUAACAACAUGUGUCCGCUACCACCCAAAUGAGAUUUUUUUUUCUAUGGCGUACCACAAAACCCCCUAUAAAUAACUCAUACAAUAAAUCAUAUAACUAUAUUAAAAUCAUAACCAUGUUUUCAUUUCGAUCGCCAUUUAGUAUAUACUGAAUGGUUAUAUAUCCAUUUGGUAUAUACAGGGUUACUGGUGUCUAACGCAUAACCUUCCAAAGGCGCAUAAGCUACAUAGAGACUAACAUCUUUUGUUCUACGACUUUUGUCUAAGCGUGAUAAAUACAAAAAAAAACCUUUAAGUUUUAAUGUCGUUUCUAUAAAACGUUACCUCUAUGCCCGAUUCCGCUACAUAACGCUACUGUACUGUCUCGUGUUGCUUGGCUAUUACAUAGAGUUAA